AGCAACUGUAAAUAGAUCCUAAAGCUUCAAUUAAAUUCUAUUAUAAAUUCAGAUCUUUCAUCAUGUCUGGAACUACUCUUCACCUACGCUCUGAGUGUAAGUAAUCGCCAGCACAAAAUUCCAUAGCCUACUAACGCAAGCAUCAGUGGGAAAAGCUCUUGAGCAUAGAUCAGCUCUUACCCCUACUACAGCCAAAGCUCUCAUCGAUGCCGGAUACACAAUUAAUGUCGAGCGUAGCCCAGAACGUAUAUUCGAUGACGAGGAGUUCGAGAAGGCUGGAGCUACUCUUGUGCCAGAAGAUACAUGGAGGCAAGCACCAAAGGAUCAUAUUAUUAUUGGUUUGAAGGAACUACCUGUCGAAGACUGUAAGUCUCUGCUUGAAUCACUACCAAUGGGAAAAAGUCUAACACCUAGAAGUUCCUCUUGAGCAUGUUCACGUACAAUUCGCACACUGUUACAAGCAACAAGGUGGCUGGGACACCGUUCUAUCACGGUUUCCUCGCGGCGGCGGAACUCUCCUAGAUCUCGAAUUUUUGACAGACGAUAAAGGCAGAAGAGUUGCAGCUUUUGGAUACCAUGCUGGAUUUGCUGGUGCAGCAUUGGCACUCGAAACUUGGGCAUGGCAACUCACUCAUCCAGCAUCAGAGCCAUUCCCAAGCGUAUCAAGCUAUCCUAAUGAAGAUGAGUUGAUUGCCGACGUAAAGAAAGCCAUUGCGGCUGGACAAGAAAAGACGGGCAAAGCACCACGAGUUUUGGUUAUCGGAGCAUUGGGCAGAUGUGGAAGUGGAGCAGUUGAUCUCUGUUUGAGAGCCGGUGUGCCAACAGAGAAUGUCUUGAAGUGGGAUAUGGCAGAGACUGCCAAGGGAGGACCAUUUCCAGAGAUUGUCGAGAGUGACAUCUUCAUUAACUGCAUAUACCUCAUGUCCAAGAUUCCAAACUUUGUCGACGUGCAAAGCCUUAAUACCCCAAACCGCAAAUUGUCAGUCGUCUGCGAUGUCAGUGCUGAUACCACAAACCCCAACAAUCCAAUUCCAAUCUAUACCGUUGCGACCACAUUUUCAGAGCCGACUGUCCCAGUCGAGGUCAAAGGGGAACCUAGACUAAGCGUCAUCAGCAUUGAUCACUUACCAAGUCUAUUGCCAAGAGAAGCAAGCGAAGCAUUCAGCAAGGACUUGUUACCAAGUUUGUUGACAUUGAAGGAUUGGAGAAGUACUCCAGUUUGGGCGAAGGCCGAGAAGUUGUUCCAAGAGAAGGUUGCCACAUUGCCUAAGAAAGAGGCAUGAAUAGUAGAUAUCAAAAACUUUCUUUCGGAAUAUGGCACUACAAAAUAUAAAAUACAAUUGAUUACAGAACAAGGUUAAUCCUCCAUCCUGUCUA
This is a messenger RNA of Sclerotinia trifoliorum, 1377 nucleotides long. NCBI's taxonomy places the organism in Eukaryota, Fungi, Ascomycota, Leotiomycetes, Helotiales, Sclerotiniaceae. The record is from the annotation of a GenBank genome assembly.